UUUACAAGCCGUGUAUGUGGUUUGGCAGAGGCAUAUCUUGAGUUCUGGUAUUGAGCAGGUUUUGUCACAAAUCUGGCAACCCUGAUGGAUACAUGCUAGCAACAAAAUGGACUGGCGGUAGUUAGGACGUCCAGAACAUAACCAUUCCUAUAUCUUUGUGUUGUGUUUGUUUUCAAAAGUAUUUUGUACUUUGUAACCCAGUUAAACUCUCCUGCAGUCAGUCUUAUCACUCAGUAGUUGCCUUCGUGGCGAGUAUCGUAGCCAGUCUCUCUGUACUCGACAACGUUUGAUUCUCCCGCUGAUGGUCCAUGAGCUAUGGAGGGUUCAUCCUCUCGUCUAUCUACCCACGAUGGACCCCUGUGGCAGGCGGGCAGGAGAGACUCCGGCGGGGAUGCAGAGUCUGACUCUGCCCGGGACGUGAAAACACACUUCCGCGUCUGUCGCUUCAUCAUGGAAACAGGGGUGAAGCUGGGUAUGCGCUCGGUGCCUGUGGCCACAGCGUGUGUGUUAUACCACCGUUUCUUUGAACGUGUCAGCCUGCGUGCGUAUGAACCGUACUUGGUGGCCAUGAGCUGUGUGUACCUAGCCGGCAAAGUGGAGGAGCAGCACAUCAGGACCCGUGACAUCAUCAACGUAAGCCACAGGUAUUUCAACAGUGGCAGCGCCCCUCUAGAAUGUGACAAGGAGUUCUGGGACCUGAGGGACAGCGUGGUGCAGUGUGAGCUCCUCAUCCUCCGACAGGUCAACUUCCACGUCUCCUUUGAACACCCUCACAAGUAUUUACUCCACUACCUGUUUUCUGUGAAGUCGCUGGUGAACCGCCACGCCUGGUCCCGAACCCCUGUGUCUGAGACUUCCUGGGCAUUGCUUAGAGACUGUUACCAUGGAGCCAUGUGUAUCCGCCACAAACCUCAACACAUUGCCAUUGCGACGCUGUACCUGGCUUUGAACAGCUACGGAGUGGAGCUUCCUGUCGGGGAGAGAGAGUGGUGGCAGGUGCUGUGUGAGGACGUGACCAAAGCAGACAUCGAUGCUGUGAUUUCAGACCUUCUUCAGCUCUACGACAUGGAGGCCAAGUGUAUCUAAAGGACUCGCCUACAGACCUGCACUGAGGAGACACAUGGGAGCUGAUCUGUCUGUGUGUGUUUACUUGACUUUGUUUAAUCGUAGCAUGAAUGUGCGUGUCUGUAUGUGUGUUGUUCUCUGCAUGUAAUGGUUCAGGUGAGUUUGUGUAUACGUGAGAGAGAGAGAUGAGAGAGAGAGAGAGAGAGAGAGAGAGAGAGAGAGAGAGAGAGAGAGAGAGAGAGAGAGAGAGAGAGAGAGAGAGAGAGAGAGAGAGAGAGAGAGAGAGAGAGAGAGAGAGAGAGAGAGAGAGAGAGAGAGAGAGAGAGAGAGAGAGAGAGAGAGAGAGAGAGAGAGAGAGAGAGAGAGAGAGCUUGUUGUAUUGCCCCAGUUAGUCUGUGAGCUGUGACAAAAACACACCUGCACUACCGACUCCUGCCACCAUGGGGAGACAUUUCUUGCUUCGUGCUCUCUGAUCCCUCAGCCCUGCAGAAUACUGAUGUGCUGUGGACUAAAUCAUCAGUACCAGGCUUUUCAAAAACACCUCAGCACCAGCAACAUCUUCACACUCCACACCUAACAUGUUUUAACUACAAAUGCCUCUUUAUGGAUUUGAGCUCAAGUUCAUCAUCCAUUGUUAUAAAUAAUUCACCAAUAACUCCAACAAAGCACUGCAAAUUCAGGGGAAUAGUGACAUCAGUUUGAUAUCUAUUAUUAAAUGAUAUUUUCUUUACACAUCUGUUCAUUCAGAUAAAGCUAGACAAUAAUAAAAAUGUAGUUGAGGUGAAGUUUUGAAUGUCUGAGCAUCCAGAGAACCUCACUGCAUAAAUCUACAUAUUAACAAGGACAAUUAGAUUUUCUCUACUAAUAAUACAUGUCCUCAAUUUUUAAGAUACACAUUGUAACUCGUGUUGACAUUGCAUAUUAUUGUAUAAAAGUAGCCAUAUUUAAAAUAUGAGUGGAUUAAUUGACUUAACCUCUUUAUCAUAAGUGAUAUAUAUCAAGCUGAUUAUAGUGGAAUAUUGCAGUGCUGCCGUUUCCAUAGAUCUUUUAGUUAAAGCACAAUUGGUAAUUUUUGGCAGAUUUGAAAUAUGUGGGGAUGUGAUUUGCUGUAUGAUUUAGGCGAAUGUUUCUGCUGUUAAAAUUACAGAUAAUGUGUCAGUGUGUGUUGUUCAAAAUUCAAAUCAAGAAGCUUUAUUUGUCCUCAUGGGGCAAUUUAAAGUCCAUUAGAAAUAGACAUUAAAACACACAAAAGACACACAACCACUGCAAGGCAAACUACACAUGAAGAAAGACAAAAAGAAAAACAAUGACACGAAUAAAACAUCAGUGCAAAAAACAAAACAAAAAAACAAUAACACUGCAAAACAAAACCUGUAAUAUUAUAAUGAUGAUUGUGGUAUUACAACUUGGCAGACCUAGUCCUGCCCUGUUGAUAUUCCAUGUUUUUUUUGUAUGUGUUACUUUCUGUGAGUCCAUGAAGUGACUAAAACCAACAAUGAAUUGACAGUAUUACAAGUAUUGUCUGUGUAUCAAAGGCAGUUGUAUCGUAUUCCUCUGAGCCAUAGAGCGUUGUUUUCUAAAAACUAUUAAAAAUACAUCAGUGAGCCUCACUGUU
This is a messenger RNA of Seriola aureovittata, 2680 nucleotides long. RefSeq names its product cyclin Q (gene ccnq). Bases 316 to 1086 code for a protein of 256 amino acids. The transcript has 5 exons. The record is from RefSeq and is a predicted model, not a curated record. Gene Ontology annotation, biological process: regulation of transcription by RNA polymerase II. Gene Ontology annotation, molecular function: cyclin-dependent protein serine/threonine kinase regulator activity. Lineage: Eukaryota; Metazoa; Chordata; Actinopteri; Carangiformes; Carangidae. Gene Ontology annotation, cellular component: nucleus.